Messenger RNA from Lachancea thermotolerans CBS 6340, 1923 nucleotides. It is a transcript of the gene MNE1, whose product is annotated as Mne1p. NCBI's taxonomy places the organism in Eukaryota, Fungi, Ascomycota, Saccharomycetes, Saccharomycetales, Saccharomycetaceae. The record is from RefSeq and is a predicted model, not a curated record. Gene Ontology annotation, biological process: Group I intron splicing. Gene Ontology annotation, cellular component: ribonucleoprotein complex. The transcript has a single exon. Bases 1 to 1923 code for a protein of 640 amino acids.
AUGCUAAAAAAGAAGGGAGCCCCAUUAUCUCUGCAAAACUUUGCAGCUAAGAUUUUAGGAGGUGACAAACUGGUUAAACAGUUGGAAAAUGGUUCUCUGAAAACCGCCUCUACGAAGGCGCUGUCGCGCAGCGACGUUUGGUUGAGGGAGGCUUUAGUAAAUACAGCCACUACGCGGAGAUCUUACACGUUGCCGCACAGCGGAGCGAUUUAUCCUAGUAGAUCCAUUGAUGUCUCUUUAAAUGUUAUUCUUAGCACGCUGCGGCGACUCCGUUUUGCUAACGAUGCGGGGGGGUACUUCAUCCUUUUGAACCGAAUAAAAUCAAGUAGAGUUAGGUGGGUCUCCAGCUCGGGAAAGCCUAUAGCGGGGAACGUGCCCGUUGAAUUAUACCGGGAAGUUUCCCACAUGUUGCGCGCAAAAUCUAGUGGCUUUCAACGAGAAGAGCUUGUGUGCCUGGCAAAGUUUACGUUAAAACUACUGAGAGACUAUAAUGAGAUUGUUGCGUUUCGAAGACCGCUGAAACCUGACAAGAUUUUUUUAAGGAACUGUGCAGACAUCGUCACACGUCUCGGGUCUAUGACCUUUUUGAAUGCCUUCAACAAUCUGAUUGAACAUGAAGACAUAAAGGUUUACGCAAUGAUUUCUUUCUAUCUGCAAACCAAGCAGAUAGCACAUCUGGUUCAAUUCUUAGAAUCAAGCAAUUUGGGCAGAGAUUCACUGGGCCUUGAGUUAGCCUCGUCUCUCCUCCUUCACUGCAUCCGCGAGUUUGUGACGCUUGGCUUGGAAGAUAUUGCUUGUUCAACACUGGAGCUUCUGCUUAAAAAGUGCGCUCUAGACCUUGAAAAGCCUUUAAAUGACGUGAAGCUCAUUGCUGAAAAGUUUGGAGCCUUUAAAGUGCAACUGGCAAUAAACAAAGCAAAUGAUCCUGAACUUCGCAGCGCCUUUGUCCCCUGGAAAACGUUCCAAAAGGAUCUCUCUUUCAAAGACUACAUCAACUUAUUUGAUGAAUCGGAAAUUGAUUUUUACAAUGAAACAGCCUCAAUGGAGUUUCUAUCCAGUAAGUUGCCUCAUCACCGCAUGGCACUAGAGGGCUGGUAUCACUUGUUUGAGGAAACCCGGCCUCAUCCUACGGCAUCGGCUUCACUCAAAGCAUUUCACUUUAAUACCAUUCUCUCAACUGUGGCUUCGACAGGAUCAUUAGGCCUGGUGACGCUUUUCUGGCGCCAUUCAAUAGUCAAACUUGGCCUAACGGAGGAUUUCCUGAAUUCUCACAACCUAAUAUCCUCAAGAAAUUGCGGCGGCUUUCAUGUUAUUCUCCGGUCAGUGGGGAAAUCGUCCUCUGCAAAGCUUGCUGGCUACCAACUUUUCAAUUUUUUAAAGCACGACUUCAAAAAAUUGACCUCUAACCAUGGUGUCGCAACGUUCAAUUUAACGAACAAAGACUAUUUCUAUUUGAUGCAGAGUGCAACUCGGGGCCCUAAUGUCUCUUCUGUCUACUUUUACCUUUUCCAUCAUUUACUUGAUGCUGGGGACACUUGUUUUAGCUUCGGGAAAGACGGAUCACCUUCCUGGCAGCCAGGAGAGCCCAUUUUAUCGUUGAUCAAAAGCAAAUUCUCAAAAGAUUGGCACCUUACAGGUGUGGGGAAAAUUGUUGAACGUGUGGGAACGUGGUACAAAAAUGAAAAGGAUCGUGGCGUCUACUCUUCCCACAUACAGAAGGAUGUUCUUGUGGAUAUAUUUGGGCCUCAUUUCAUUCAGGAAUUGUCCCCAAAGACUUUGUUACAGCUGGAAUCUGAUUCAAAUAAUGCAAUGGAUGCAAAAUCAUCAAGUGUUUACUCUCUUAUUGCCGACUGUGAAAAUACAGAACGUAUAAAGGAGACACUGGGGCAUUUAACACAAUCCAUAAAGGGAAAACUUGAUUAG